Messenger RNA from Rana temporaria (common frog), 2261 nucleotides. RefSeq names its product BTB domain containing 6 (gene BTBD6). Gene Ontology annotation, biological process: neurogenesis. Gene Ontology annotation, cellular component: cytosol. The coding region runs from base 288 to 1871 and encodes 527 amino acids. Gene Ontology annotation, molecular function: protein binding. The transcript has 4 exons. Lineage: Eukaryota; Metazoa; Chordata; Amphibia; Anura; Ranidae. The record is from RefSeq and is a predicted model, not a curated record.
GUGAAUGGUCGGAGAUUGGGUGGCUGUGAUUGGCUGUGGGUCCGUUGAGAUGGGCGGUCCGUAGUCGCUAUUUGAGCCGAAGCUUUCCCCGCUGCUGUGCACUUGUACACGUAUAGAGAGCGGCGCUGGGAGGAGUGGGCGGAGUCCCGGAGAGCGGAGUCCCGGAUAGCGGAGUAUAGUGUGUUGUUCCCGGGGAGUGAGUCCGGAGUGUGGAUUGUACCGCAUGGUGGGUUGUGUAUGGACGCGGCGGUGCGGGGCCCCUCGGAGGACGGUGGAAGUCCCCGCCCAUGCCUGUAGAUCCCGGCUGCCUGGAUGGGCGGAUCAUGAAGUGUUUGACUUUCUUUCUUCUGCUUCCAGAGACCUUCAAGAAGUCUAAAAAGAGCGGCGGCCGGGCGGGCGGCAAGGUGCAGGCAUGCUAUGAGAUCGUCCCCCUGGCCCUCAAGAGGAAGAUGGCUGCGGAGCUCUACCCUGCCCAGCACACCGACAUCCCCGACAACGCCACCGCCAAGAAGAACGCCCUCCAUAUCACCCCGCACAGCUCCCCGCCACCUCCGCCGCUCCACAACCUCAACAACAACCACAUCGACACCGAUCACUGGCAGUCCUCACACCCGACCCUCCGAGAGAGAAACGCGCUGAUGUUCAACAACGAAUUAAUGGCCGAUAUUCACUUUAUCGUGGGUCCCGCUGGGGCCUCCAAGAAAGUCCCCGCACACAAGUACAUUUUGGCUGUCGGCAGCUCGGUGUUCUAUGCCAUGUUUUAUGGCGAUCUAGCGGAGGUGAAAUCUGAAAUCCAUAUCCCAGACGUGGAACCUGCAGCAUUUUUAAUCCUUUUAAAGUACUUGUACAGCGAUGAGAUUGACCUGGAAGCGGACACUGUGCUUGCAACACUCUACGCUGCCAAGAAGUACAUUGUUCCUGCGCUGGCCAAGGCCUGUGUCAAUUUCCUGGAGACCAGCCUAGAGGCCAAGAAUGCCUGUGUUUUGCUUUCACAAAGCCGGCUUUUUGAAGAGCCCGAGCUGACUCUGCGGUGUUGGGAGGUUAUAGACGCUCAGGCAGAGCUUGCGUUGAAGUCGGAAGGCUUCUGUGAGAUUGAUCUGCCGACUCUGGAGAUUAUUGUGACACGAGAGACCCUCAAUACAAAAGAGGAUGUUGUGUUCGAGGCGGUUUCGAGCUGGGCAGAGGCCGAGUGCAAAAGGCAAGGCCUGCCAGCCACCCCUACCAAUAAAAGGAAUGUAUUGGGGAAAGCACUAUACUUGGUACGGAUUCCCACCAUGACUCUGGAGGAAUUUGCCAAUGGAGCUGCCCAGUCAGACAUUUUAACCUUGGAGGAGACGCGCAGCAUCUUCUUGUGGUACACGGCUGCUAACAAACCGCAACUCGAGUUCCCGCUUGUUAAAAGGAAAGGACUGGCACCUCAGAGGUGCCACAGAUUCCAGUCUUCAGCCUACCGCAGUAACCAGUGGAGGUACAGGGGGCGCUGUGACAGCAUCCAGUUUGCCGUUGACAAAAGGAUAUUUAUUGGUGGUCUUGGGCUUUAUGGGUCGAGCUGCGGUAAAGCAGAAUAUAGUGUAAAAAUUGAACUUAAACGGCAGGGGGUGGUCCUUGCCCAAAACCUGACUAAAUUUGUUUCUGAUGGAUCAAGUAACACCUUCUCAGUCUGGUUUGAGCACCCAGUGCAAGUAGAACAGGACACCUUUUACACUGUCAGCGCCAUCUUGGACGGGAAUGAACUCAGCUACUUUGGGCAGGAAGGGAUGACGGAGGUGCAGUGUGGGAAGGUGACCUUCCAGUUCCAGUGCUCUUCGGACAGUACCAACGGAACUGGGGUGCAGGGGGGACAGAUUCCCGAGCUCAUCUUCUACGCAUGACCCAUUUCACCCGCUACUGCUAAAGCACAUUGACGCGCCCCCUUUCACCCGGUUGGUCCUGACACGCACUGAAAAGGGGGGCGUAAGCAUUUUUUUUUUUGUUUCUUUUUUUAUGUUAAAACUGUACAUCAGUAUGGAAUGUAACAAACUGCCUGUCAAAACUCCAACUGAAGGAAUGCUUUUAGAGUUUAAUCUUAUUUUAUUUAUUUAUAAACUAUUUGAAUUAUUAAAACUGCAACAUGCAGGGAGAUGAUAAAGAAAUCCGCACACAAUGUGCUUUUAUUUUGUAUAUAGAUAACUUGUUAAAACAUAAAAAAAAAAAAAAAAAACGCAGAUUCAAGGGAGAACUGCGGUUAUAUAUGUUACAUAAAAGAUUUUUACUUCUACCCA